GGAUCUAGCCUCUCCCUCACCGCCUGGGCCCUCCUUCCCUCUCUUCCAUUAGUAGUUUGUUGAUCAUUGUUGCUUGUAGUAAGAAGUCUGCAUAGUCCAGUGGAUUCGGUGACUACUUUGUCUCACGGAACAGAAGAGUAUCUUGUAAUCCGGUUGUAUCGGGAGACAAACUAACGUUCUUAUUGUGCCAUGGAGUUUCCAGACCUUGGAGAGCACUGUUCAGAGAAGUCCUGCAAGCGUUUGGAUUUUCUCCCCAUGAAAUGUGAUGCUUGUGAAGAAAUCUUCUGCAAAGACCACAUUACUUAUGAUAACCACAAGUGUACUUCAGCUUAUAAAAGGGAUGUGCAGGUUCCAAUGUGCCCCCUCUGUAACACCCCUAUCCCCAUUAAGAGAGGAGAAAUGCCAGACAUUAAAGUCGGGGAACACAUCGACCGAGACUGUCGAUCCGACCCUGCGCAGAGGAAGCGGAAGAUCUUCACAAACAAGUGCUCGAAGGGGGGUUGCAAGCAGAAAGAAAUGAUCAAAGUGACCUGCGACCAGUGCCACUUGAAUUACUGCCUGAAACACAGACACCCCUUAGACCACGACUGCGCCGCGGAUGGUCACCCCGUCUCCAAGUCUGGGCACGCUGCUCUAAUGAGAUCCCAGGGGGCCUCCUCCAGCAAUUCCGGGCUCUCCGCCUCUCGAGCAGCCUCUAGGUCUGUUCCCAACGGUCUGAGUGGGAACGCCAGGGCCCAGCAGCAGAGUGCCCAUCGGAGCCCAGCAGCUGCUGCCCCUGCCCCAGCACCCUCUGCAGCGCAGAGAGUGAUCCCACAGUCUGCCUCUUUACAGGCCGGUCUGAGCGAGGAGCAGGCUCUGCAGAGAGCUCUGGAGAUGUCCCUGGCAGAGUCGGCCCGCAGCACUCAGCCAGCUCUGAGUCCACAGGAGCAGGAGGAUCUGGCUCUGGCUCAGGCCCUCGCUGCCAGUGAGGAAGAGUUCAGACGCCAGCAGCAGAGACAGCAGGUAUCCAGUGCCCUUCGCAGUCAGUAGCAUGCUAACAAGACCUAACCUAGGGCAGGGAAUCCAAACAGUCAAACUGCAGCAUAUCGUAGCACCUCACCCUCCAGAGUGCCUCAACAAGGCUCCACAGAUCCGCCGUCAGGACACGGACAGCCUGGGAAUGUUCUUUUAAUCAGGGAUCCAGGGUUACUCAGCCACAUUUAACUGACCAAAUGAUCAAGCCAAAAAGAAUCAUUGCUCACUGCUUUGUUUUUGAAGCUCUUCUUACAGAUAUGCAUCAUGUCACUUGUAUCAAUGGAUCUUUGUAAAUAAUUUAUAUAUACUGGUAUUCUUAAUCAAAACUUUAAACCGAGCUGUUGAAUAAAUUAUUUUAGACGCUAAUACAA
Molecule: messenger RNA, 1385 nt
Organism: Conger conger (European conger)
Lineage: Eukaryota; Metazoa; Chordata; Actinopteri; Anguilliformes; Congridae
Product: AN1-type zinc finger protein 2A-like
Exons: 10
Coding region: 190-1029 (279 amino acids)
Biological process (GO): proteasome-mediated ubiquitin-dependent protein catabolic process; protein targeting to ER
Cellular component (GO): cytoplasm; endoplasmic reticulum
Molecular function (GO): zinc ion binding
Source: RefSeq, a predicted model, not a curated record